CUUUUCUAUGCACUGUUACAGCAAACAUAUCAUUAAUGGAUCAAUUUCAAUAGCAACAAUCUUCAACAAAAUGUGGAAACGAAAGUUAUCAAUUUUAAGUUGGUAUUGGAAUCUUCGUGAUACAAUAAUAGACCAUGACAUUCGACCACAGUUUGAAAAAGCAGCAACCAAGUAUCGGUAUAAUUCACUGACAAAAAAGGUUCAUCUGGAGCACGAUACAUUUCGUAAGACCUGGCAAGUAGCGUUAUCUGUCAGCCUCAUCAUGGUACUGGUACGUAAGACGAGUUCAUUCAUUUCUAGAUUUUUGUUGACGACAGUUACAGCAUGUUCGAUAUACUUUGGCGUUGUUCUUUUGAGAACAACAAUAACAAAUUUUUUGAGAAUCAGCCACAACCAAAUCCUUCGCUGGAACAGUUCAAUAAUAGCAAUUAUUAUUGCUUCAUUCUUAAAUUUGAUCUUCAUAUUGGCACUGGAGUUUGUAUAUCAAAAGCUAGCUGUAAUCUUGACUAAUUUAGAGAAUCCUAGAACACGUGCAGAGUAUAACAAGAGUUACACUAUAAAGAUCUAUAUUCUGUCAUUUAUUAAUUACUACUCUGCAUUAGUGUACGUAGCAUUCUUCAAAGGAAAGUUUUACACACAUCCUGGAGAUCAUGGACGCUGGAAUCUUAUGUCUGGAAUUGCUAUGCAGCAAUGUGAUCCAGCAGGAUGUUUAAGCGAACUUUCAAUACAGUUAGCAAUUAUUAUGUGUGGAAAGCAAGUAUUUAUGAAUAUUAUCGAAGUACUCGUUCCAAAGGUUCAACAUUGGUUCAGGGGAAAGAUUAACAAAUUUGAGGAUUUGCCACGUUGGGAAGAAGACUACCUGCUUCGGGAAAAUGGACAAUUCACUUUGUAUGCAGAGGUACAUGAAAUGGUGCUACAAUACGGAUUUGUAACUUUAUUCGUAUCAACAUUUCCUUUGGCACCAAUGUUCGCAUUGAUAAACAACAUAUUUGAAGUACGAAUUGAUGCACAGAAGAUGUUGUGUGACCUUAGAAGACCUUUUCCGCGUAGAGUGAGAAAUUUGGGUGCAUGGGAAGAUAUUUUACAAGGAGUGACCUACACCGCAGUUCUAUUUAAUGGUUUAAUUAUAGGAUUUACGAGUGAUUUCGUACCAAAAUUGCUGUAUAAGAUGGAACAUGGUAGCCUAACAGGCUAUGUAAAUGACUCACUGUCAAUAUUUGCAACUAAACAUUACAAAUCAACUUUAAAACCGGAUACGUGUCGAUAUGUCGGUUACCGCUAUCCACCUGAUCAUCCACUAGCAUACGAACUAACACCGCAGUACUGGUACAUAUUAUGUUGGCAAUUCAUAUUUCUCGCAAUAUUCGAGCAUUUCGUAUUUGGUAUAACGAAGUUUGUAUCCUACAUAGUGCCGAAUAUGCCACAAUACAUUAAAGAAAAAGUUCAAGCAGACCAAGAAUUUAUACGCACAUUAAGGGAUCGUACCACUGAAAAUGAAUAAUAUAUACUGUAAUCAAUAUUUAUAAAAAAAUUGUUAUACUUGUACGUAAUUACGAUAAAAGAAUUUAAGUAUAACUGUGCAAUAACAACUGUAAAUUGGUGAUUUACCUCAAAAUUUCGGCCAAUUGUUAAAAAUUUAAUAUGUUUUCGUACAAAUAUAGAUAUAAUUUUUUACCCAAUAUAUCAAGACAAUUUGAGAUUCCAUUGCAAUAAGUAUUU
Messenger RNA from Diprion similis, 1719 nucleotides. RefSeq names its product anoctamin-6-like. Gene Ontology annotation, biological process: chloride transmembrane transport. Lineage: Eukaryota; Metazoa; Arthropoda; Insecta; Hymenoptera; Diprionidae. Gene Ontology annotation, cellular component: plasma membrane. Gene Ontology annotation, molecular function: chloride channel activity. The coding region runs from base 8 to 1501 and encodes 497 amino acids. The transcript is spliced from 6 exons. The record is from RefSeq and is a predicted model, not a curated record.